UAAAGAGAACGAAUCCCAAAAAUGAAAGAUGAAUAAUGAAUGUCAGCUUUUGAAAAUAAACGAGAAAAAUACAGUUAAUUUUUGAGUAAAAUUACUAAAUUAGUAUAAAAUGUUGAUAACAUUCAAAGAGAGUCAUAAGCAACAUUUAAGUUUAUUAAUUUCACAAUCAAAUCAAGUUUUUGUAGAUUUUUGUAAAUUAGCCUUGGAUUAUUUACAAAAUGGGCCGAAUGAGAAAAGGUAUACCGCCGCCGCUGGGAAGCUAGCAGUUAAAACUGAUGAUAUUCAAAAUGCAGUUGAAGGAAUUGUUAAUUUGUUGUUACAAUGUUGCAGAAACAAACUGAGUAUUGAUGAUAUGCGAGAUUCGGUUCUUUUACUUGGAUUUAAUGAAGAAAAAGCAGUUAUAUUUACACGAUUUUAUAAAAGUAAGCGUAAUGAUAUUCACAAAACAUUAGCAAAGUUUUCUGUCGUUUCACCACAUUAUCAGGAUUUGGACUGGCGUUUUGAAGUUCAGGUUUCCUCGCGUUCACUUUUACAACAAAUUAAUCCACUAAUUGCCAUGGAAUUAACAUUGCAAGAUAAAUCAGAUGGGUUUAAUUUUACAAAAAAAAGUCAAGAUACUACACAGAAAAUUGUAUUACAAUCUGACAUCCAAAAUAUACAACAUAUGACUGAAAGUCUUGAACAAGCGUUAUCAUUAGUUCGAACAUCACAAUUCAAACAAUUACAACGUUCUUGUAAACAGUGUAUUAGUGAUACGAUUAUAUAAAUAUAAGCAAAUUUUUUAAUUUA
This is a messenger RNA of Chrysoperla carnea, 789 nucleotides long. RefSeq names its product COMM domain-containing protein 2. The record is from RefSeq and is a predicted model, not a curated record. The transcript is spliced from 4 exons. Bases 110 to 766 code for a protein of 218 amino acids. Lineage: Eukaryota; Metazoa; Arthropoda; Insecta; Neuroptera; Chrysopidae.